AUAAAUUAAUAAAAACCGCAAGAUAUCAAGUCGAUUAUUUUUGUUGAUUUUAUAAUGAAUAUAAGAAAUUAUCGCACGCCUCUGUCGAGAAUCAAGUUUUGUUUAAAUUCUUCUAAAAUACAAUACCACUGGAUAGUACAGUAGUAAUUUAAAUCCCGUCUUCAGACAAUCUAGUGUGCAACAUUUUUAAUUUUUGUUCGUUUCUUUAUUAUUGCGAUGACAGUCUUCGGUUACAGUGGCGCACGUUGAAGAUUUUUAAUUGUUUUUGACGUUUUCAUCAAAAUUUAGUGAGCUGUGUAAUGAAUAGAUUAAUUUAUUUUUAAUAGGAUUUAACAUAAAGUAAAAAUGACGAAACCCCAAUACCUAGUCACCAUACUGACGCUCCUCAUUGCAUUGGCCACCACGCAAUCCCAAUUUGUGUCCCCUUGCCCGCGUCUCUUUAGAUACCUACCCAGGAACCCAAACGAGCAAGACCGAUGGUACGGCGAGGUGCUAGUACAAUCGGACGUGGAGCUUGUGGAUGGAGUUUUCAUAGUGCUGGUCUUCGAUAAGCCCUCCAUCCAGCUUGGGUCUUCCUUUGGACAACAAAUAUUAAGAAAAUCCGAAACUGAAUAUACCUUGAGGAAUCUUGGCUACAAGCUUGCAGCUAACACACCUUUAUUGGUAAAAUUUUAUAUAAGAUACAACCAAUAUGACGAUGCUCCACGAUUAACAGGGUUUAGGGUGAAUGCCCGACCAGUUUGUCCUGAACGAGGUAUAAGUAACGAUCAGUUUGUUACUAGCAAACCUGCCUUAGUUUACAAUAACAAUCCUCCAGCACAGGAUGAGGAGUUAAACUACGAUCUGAGAGAUCACCCAGACCCUUCACCAUACAAUAACCAUCACGAAACCAAGCCCACCAAUCAGAAUAGGAAUCAAGGUAAUUACAAUAUCGCUAAGGGAGAUCCACUCGUGACUAGGUUACAGGAUACACAGCCAAACUCGGAAGAUCAGAAUCUGCUAUCCACUUUAAAAACAUUACUGCAAAAAUUAGAGAACAAAGGCGGCGCUGACUCACAGCCUGAAGGUCACUUUAGAGGCGAGGAAAACGUCCAAUGCGGUACGGUACCGGCCAAACCUGUUGGGUUAAUCGUAAAUGGCCAAGAGUCAGCUCCAGGCGAAUGGCCUUGGCAUGUAGCGUUGAUGAAGUUCGAAGGGGCCGCGUCAAAUUACAUAUGCGGAGGAACCUUAAUAACAAAGAGGCACGUUUUAACAGCAGCUCACUGCGUUACCGGCAGACCAUCGAAUUCGAAACUAAACACUGAAUCGCUGACCGUAUUUUUAGGCAAAAAUAAUUUGAGAUACACCGCAACAACAGACCAACAAAGAGACGUAAGCGAGAUUUACGUUCAUCCUGAUUUCAGCCAAACGGGUCUUAAAAACGAUGUUGCCGUUCUUAAAUUGUCGUCUCCAGCAACGUUAAAUGAUUACGUAAGGCCCGUAUGCUUGUGGAGUGGGAGCACCAACCAAAAUGAAGUGGUCAAUAGAAAAGGUUCCGUUGUUGGUUGGGGUUACGAUGAGCACAAAAGAAUCUCCACGACCCUGAGGAAAGUGGACAUCCCUGUGAUAGAGCGUUCAGAGUGCAUCUACUCCAACCCAAAAUUCUUCCCCAGCGUUUUAUGGGAGAAAAACUUCUGUGCUGGGUACAAAAACGGUACCAUGAUCUGUAAUGGCGACAGCGGAGGCGGCAUGUUUUUCGCGAAGCCGGGAACCAGGGGUGCCCAAACCGUUUGGCGGAUACGAGGUCUAGUCUCCAUUGGAGUAGGCAACCAAGGUUACAGAAGCGUGUGCGACAGUCAGGAGUACACUGUGUUCACCGACGUGGCUCAGUACCAAGACUGGAUCGAGCGGACUUUAGAAAAAUGAUUAUGUGUUUGUUUUGCGAUGUACAUUUUUUAAUAAAGUUACAAGGAAAUUUUU
Brassicogethes aeneus is the source of this 1959-nucleotide messenger RNA. Lineage: Eukaryota; Metazoa; Arthropoda; Insecta; Coleoptera; Nitidulidae. The record is from the annotation of a GenBank genome assembly.